AUGCAUAGCGCUACGCUCGCCCCUCGUUGCGCCUCUCCGUCUGCGCUCGUUGCUGUCAGUGCGCGCCCCGCCCCUCCGCGCCAAGCAGCGCAUCUCCGCUCCGCCGCCAUGAUCGGCGGCGGAACGCUGGCGCGGACGGGGGGGGGGGAGAAUGCGCUGACGGCGCUGAACCCGGUGGUGGCGGGGCUGGCGGCGUCGCGCACGGCGCAACUGACGGACGCGGCGCGGGCGCUCAAGGCGCAGGGCGUUCCGCUGAUCGAGCUGGCCGCCGGGGAACCGGACUUUGACACCCCCAAGGAGAUUGUGGAGGCAGGAGUGGCGGCUCUGCGGCAGGGCUUCACACGCUAUGCGCCCAACCAGGGCACCCUGGAGCUCAGAGCGGCCAUCUGUGAGAAGCUCGAGACGGAGAACGGGCUGACCUACUCGCCAGAGGAAGUAGUGGUGACCAACGGCGCCAAGCAAGCCGUGUUCCAGGGGGUGAUGGCCACGUGCAGUGCGGGGGACGAGGUCAUCAUCCCAGCGCCCUACUGGGUGUCCUACCCUGAAAUGGCUAAACUCGUGGGAGCCACGCCCGUCGUCCUCCCCACCACCACGGCCCACUCCUUCCUCCUCUCCCCCUCCGCCCUGCAAGCCGCUCUCACCCCCGCCUCCCGUCUCCUCAUCCUCUGCUCGCCCUCCAACCCCACUGGAGCCGUCUACUCCCCAGAGCAGCUGCAAGAGUUGGCGGAAGUGGUGGCCCAACACCCCCGAUUGCUGGUGCUAGCAGACGAGAUCUACGAGCACAUCAUCUACCCACCAGCUCGGCACGUGAGCUUCGCUGCUCUGCCCGGCAUGUGGGAGCGCACACUCACAGUCAACGGCUUCUCCAAGGCCUUCGCCAUGACUGGCUGGCGCCUGGGCUAUCUCGCAGCUCCCAAGCCGUUUGCAGCAGCCGCUAACCGCAUCCAGAGCCAGACCACGUCAGGCGCCAGCAGCAUCGCGCAGAAGGCAGCCAUGGCAGCGUUUCAGCUGGGACCAUGCGGAGGGGCCACGGUGGCAGCGAUGGUGGAGGCAUUCAGGAGAAGGAGAGACAUGCUGGUGGCUCGGCUUGAAAAGAUAGACGGGUUGAAGCUGGCCGUGCCUCAGGGGGCCUUCUAUCUCUUCCCAGACGUCUCUUCCUUUUACGGCCGUUCGGGCCCGGGGUUUGGGCCGAUCACAGACAGCGAGUCGAUGUGCCGAUACCUGCUGGAGAGGGGGCAGGUGGCGUUGGUGCCAGGGGAGGCCUUUGGAGCUCCGGAGUGCAUUAGGAUAUCGUAUGCAGCAUCUGAUGAAGUUCUUGUGGAAGCCAUGGACAGGAUUGAGAAGGCUCUGGCUGAAAUUGACGCGAUGGCGAUCGAUCCCGAUGAGAUUCAGGUCGGGCCGCAGGCGUCCAUAUUCGUCGUUCUUGCGACGCUCGCGCUCGGCGCUGGCGCAUGCACGCUGGGCCUCCUCGCUAUGCUGCUCCCCUCUUCUACGUACACAGUGCCGCCAGAGGCGAACGUGAGCCAAGUGCUGGAAUGCGGUUACCAGUCGAGCACCGCAACGCUAUUCGGAAUCAUAGGAGGGAUGCUGCUGGCGGCGGGUAUGGCGCUCAUCUCCGUGCUGGGCGGCUGUGUGUGCUGUGUGACCAUCCAGUACGCGCACGGCCAGGCGCUUAAAGUCAGCAUCGUGUGUUAUACACUCGCAUGGGUGGCAUUCUUCCUAGCGGAGGUGUGUCUCAUGUCGGGGGGCUCACUCAACAACUACCACAAGUCGGUGACCAACUAUCAGUACGACUACCAGCUGCGCACGUGCUACCAGCUCAAGACCUCCACCUACAUUGUGGGGGCGGUGAUGUCAAUACUGACGGUGGUGUUUGCAGUGCUGUACUACGGGCAAGCGCAGAAGUCCAAGUACGAGGCGUGGGUGGAGCAGGGCGCGCCCACCCCCCGCCUCUACUCCCUCGAAACCAUGAAGAGCUUCGUCAUUGCCGGGCCUGCUCGUGCCGGCCCGUUGAAAUCGGAGGAUGAUGACGAGGAUGAUGAUAUGGGGGAUGAUGAGGAGGAAGAGGAGUAUGAUGUGUUUGAGGAAGAGGAGGAGGAUGAUGAUGAUACAAGGCCGCUCAAUCCGCGGAGGCAUGAUGAUGAUGACGAUGACGAUGAUGACCAUGAUGGUAACCGCGCGCAUUGA
Closterium sp. Yama58-4 is the source of this 2187-nucleotide messenger RNA. The record is from the annotation of a GenBank genome assembly. Lineage: Eukaryota; Viridiplantae; Streptophyta; Zygnematophyceae; Desmidiales; Closteriaceae.